GUACUCCCAGGACAAUACUCCGUUUAUAUCGUCCGAACCUUUUGCUCUCCACCAUUUUUUCCCUCUCCGGCUGUCUCCUCUCCGAUACCCAUCCACUCUCGCCGACGAUUUCUGUCAGUUUGUCGAAGCUUCUCAGAUCAAAGCUCGCCAUUGCCGGGAAGUGUUGCUACUUUCUUUAUCUUCACUUGUUAUUUAUUUAAUUUCACUACUUUAAUUUUCUCGACUUGUUAUUUGUUGUUUAUGCUGUUCAUGUUCUGAGAUUAGGAAGUUCAGUACUGAAUAUUACUCGUUUUAUGGGUGAAGCUUGGAUUUCUUAAGUUGAUUCUUGUGGCAAUUUUGCGGAGUGAGUUGGUGUUGCGUGAGUAUGUGGAUCGCUGUUGUUUGGAUCCAUGGAUAUGUGGGUGUACUGUUUCUGGAUUUUUGGGGGCAUAGAGAGGCGGAUUAGGACAUCUCUAGGGUUUUUGUUUGGGGUUAUUGGAGCUCCCUGAUUAUCAAGCGGAAUUCUUGUUUGGUUUCUAGUUUCUUUUUUCUCCUUUUCUUUUCUUUUGGAUUUCCUGAGCUGAUUUAGAAUUCCUGGAAUUCUGAACUAGUGACUACUUUACGUAAUGGAAACAAAAAUUGGAGGUGAUUUUCACCAUUUCUAUGGUCCAAGUGCAUCUGAUUUUAUGCUGAAGGAGAAGGAUUUGUUAGGGGUCGGGAAGAAGAGUUUAGAAUGGGAUUUGAAUGACUGGAGGUGGGAUGGGGAUCUCUUCAUCGCUAACCCCUUAAACUCUGUCCCAUCAGACUGCCGGAGCAGGCAGUUAUUCCCUGGCAGUUCUGGAAUUCCCACAGCUGGUGGUUCAUCAAAUAGUUCUUCUUCUUGUUCCGAUGAGAUUAAUCCAGGCUCUGAUAAAGGGAAUAGGGAAUUGGAGAAGAAGCGGAGGGUUAUUGUAGUCGAAAAUGAAGACUUGAACGAUGAAGUUGGGUCCCUCACAUUGAAGCUUGGCGGCCAUGGUUAUCCUGUUGUGGAAGGGGAUAUUUCAAAUUGGGAUGGCAAGAAUGGAAAGAAGACCAAGUUGCUUGGGACUACUUCCAACCGUGCUGUUUGUCAGGUGGUGGGUUGUGGGGCUGAUCUUAGCAAUGCCAAGGAUUACCAUAGACGACAUAAAGUCUGUGAUAUGCAUUCCAAAGCUAGCAAGGCACUUGUAAGCAAUGUCAUGCAAAGGUUCUGCCAGCAGUGUAGUAGGUUUCAUGUUCUUCAAGAGUUUGAUGAAGGGAAGAGAAGUUGUCGGAGACGUCUGGCAGGCCAUAAUAGGCGGAGGCGGAAAACCCAUCCUGAUGCUGCUGCUAAUGGAAGCUCCCUGAGUGAUGAUCGGGCUAGUAGUUACCUAUUAAUAAGUCUAUUAAGAAUCCUUUCAAAUAUGCAUUCAAAUAGCUCAGAUCAGACAAAGGAUCAAGAUCUCCUGUCACAUCUUUUUAGGAGCCUUGCCAACAUUGCUGGCACAUUAGAUGGAAGGAACAUAUCUGGGUUAUUGCGGGAAUCCCAAGAUCUUUUGAAUGUUGCGACUUCUGUUGGAACAUCCUCAGAAAAAGUGUCACCCCCACUCGUAAAUGGCAUAGAGUCAACCGUGCCUGUGGGCUCCACUUCUAAGAUAAACAGAAAUGGUGCUGAAGGUCCUGAGGUCAGGCCUCUUGAUCAAUUUUUUAGUGCAUCUGCAGCUGAUCUACCUCAAAAAGGAAUGACUACAGCUGAUGUUCGGGUUGGAACUCUACAAGCUGGAUCUUUGCCAAAAUCCACAACCGUGAUUCCAAUAAAAGACAGCCAUCUGGCCAAGGCUGAGGUCACACAGUCUACUGUGGGGAGGAUUAAAUUAAACAAUAUUGAUCUGAAUAACAUCUAUAAUGAUUCACAAGAUUGCAUAGAAGACAUGGAAGGGUCACAAGCCCCUGUAGUUGAUUUCCCUUCAUGGAUGCAGCAGGAUUCUCACCAGUCAAGCCCUCCUCAGGCAAGCGGAAAUUCAGAUUCGGUAUCUGCACAGUCACCAUCUAGUUCCAGUGGAGAUACUCAGAGCCGCACAGAUCGAAUUGUUUUUAAACUUUUUGGCAAAGACCCAAAUGAUUUCCCUCUUGUUCUACGAGCUCAGAUCCUUGACUGGUUAUCUCACAGUCCUACAGACAUGGAGAGCUAUAUCAGGCCUGGUUGUAUCAUCCUAACAGUUUAUCUCCGUCUGCCAAACUCUACAUGGGAAGAUAUUUGCUGUGAUCUAAGUUUGUGUCUGAGAAGGCUCUUAGAUGCAUCUGAUGACACUUUCUGGACGACUGGAUGGGUGUAUACUAGGGUGCAGCAUCAAAUUGCAUUUGUCUACAAUGGUCAGAUUGUUCUAAACACAUCAUUACCUCUCAAAAAUCAUAGUCAUUGUAGAAUAUCAAGCAUUGCACCAAUUGCAGUUUCUUCAUUUGAGAAGGCUGAGUUUAUUGUCAAAGGCUUAAACCUAUCUUGGCCCACCACCAGGUUGCUCUGUGCAGUAGAUGGGAAAUAUUUGGUCCAGGAAGCUACUCAUGAUUUGGUGGAGGCCACUGAAACCUCCAAGGAGUAUGAUGAAAUCCAGUGCCUCAGAUUUCAUUGCUCUCUCCCUGAUGUAAUUGGGAGAGGAUUCAUUGAGGUUGAAGACCAUGGUCUCAGCAGCAGUUUUUUCCCAUUCAUAGUAGCAGAGCAGGAUGUGUGUUCUGAGAUCCGCAUGCUUGAGGGUGUAAUAGAGGCAGCUGAAUGUGAAAAUGGUGUCCAGGGAGGAGGUGGAAAAAUUGAAGCUAAGAAUCAAGCUCUGGACUUCAUACAUGAAAUGGGAUGGCUCCUACACAGGACACAUGUGAGGUCUAGAUUGGGUCAUAUGGAUCCUAACUUGGAUGCAUUUUCUUUCAGACGGUUCAGGUGGAUCAUGGAGUUCUCCAUUGAUCAUGGUUGGUGUGCUGUAGUCAAGAAACUCUUGGACAUUGUUUUCAAAGGAAAUGUGGAUGUAGAUGAGCAUCCCUCUGUUGAGUUUGCAUUGUCAGAGAUGGGCAUUUUACACAGAGCUGUUCGGAGAAACUGUAGGCCAUUGGUGGAACUCUUGUUGAGAUAUAAACCAGAGAAAGUUUCGGAUGAGGCAGGAUCUGAACACAACCAACAGGGUGGCAGAGCUAAUGAUGGCUUCUUGUUUAGACCUGAUGCUAUUGGCCCUGCUGGUUUGACACCUCUUCAUGCUGCAGCCAGUAGAGAUGGCAAUGAGAAUGUGUUGGAUGCAUUAACUGAUGAUCCUGGAAUGGUGGGAGUUGAAGCAUGGAAGAGUGCUCGUGAUAGCACAGGUUUUACACCGGAGGAUUAUGCCCGCCUCAGAGGUCACUACUCUUACAUUCAUCUGGUCUAUAAGAAGGUAAAGAAACCGGAAGCUGGGCAUGUGGUCCUUGACAUUCCUGGCAUUAUCUCAGAAUGCACCAACAAUCAGAAGCAAAUAGAUGGAUUGGAGUUGGCCAAAGAGACCCGCUUUCACAUCGACAAGACAAAAUUGGGAAUGAUUCGUCGACAUUGCAAGAUCUGUGAUCAACAACUAACAUAUAGCUCCACCAGCAGAUCGCUGGUGUACAAGCCGGCGAUGUUGUCAAUGGUGGCCAUUGCAGCAGUAUGCGUCUGUGUGGCCCUGCUCUUCAAAAGUUCACCGGAGGUUUUGUGCGUUUUCCCACCAUUCAGGUGGGAAUUGUUGGAUUAUGGACCAAUGUGAGUCUGACACGAUCCACCGAAUAGGUAUUCUGUUGUAGUUUCUAUAGGCUGUAAAUUGAUGAGCUUUCUCUGAUAGGACUCUGGAGCUUUGGUUGGACUUGAAUCCAGUAAACAUACUCUGUAUAUUUAUUUAUGUUAUUCCAUUCAACAAGAAAUUCCAUUAAUGCUUUGUCAGAGUGAAAGAUACGAGAAGGUGGCAGGGAAGUGUUUCUACUAUAAUUAAUUAAAACCGCCCCUGCUACUUAAAUAAUCAAUAUAGAAACGUUCCUGACUUCUUUCUCAA
Molecule: messenger RNA, 4016 nt
Organism: Nelumbo nucifera (sacred lotus)
Lineage: Eukaryota; Viridiplantae; Streptophyta; Magnoliopsida; Proteales; Nelumbonaceae
Product: squamosa promoter-binding-like protein 1
Cellular component (GO): nucleus
Molecular function (GO): DNA binding
Source: RefSeq, a predicted model, not a curated record